Phyllostomus discolor (pale spear-nosed bat) is the source of this 1629-nucleotide messenger RNA. It is a transcript of the gene DPH5, whose product is annotated as diphthamide biosynthesis 5. NCBI's taxonomy places the organism in Eukaryota, Metazoa, Chordata, Mammalia, Chiroptera, Phyllostomidae. Gene Ontology annotation, biological process: protein histidyl modification to diphthamide. The record is from RefSeq and is a predicted model, not a curated record. Gene Ontology annotation, molecular function: diphthine synthase activity. The transcript has 8 exons. The coding region runs from base 148 to 1017 and encodes 289 amino acids.
GGUACCCGCUGGGCAAGGAUCUGCUCCUCCGGGUACUGCUGCCUCGGAAGAGGGGCCGUUUGCAGUUUGGAGCGGGACGGGUCCCCGACACCUAUCCUCUGCCCGGGUGACUGUUGGCUGCUAGCUUCCCUCCCCCUGGACUUUGAAAUGCUUUAUCUGAUCGGCUUGGGCCUGGGCGAUGCCAAGGACAUCACAGUCAAGGGCCUGGAGGUUGUGAGACGCUGCAGCCGGGUGUACCUGGAAGCCUACACCUCUGUGCUGACUGUGGGGAAGGAAGCCCUGGAAGAGUUCUACGGAAGAGAGCUGAUUCUUGCCGAUCGAGAAGACGUGGAGCAAGAAGCAGAUAGUAUCUUAAAGGACGCCGACAGCAGCGAUGUUGCCUUCCUCGUGGUGGGGGACCCCUUUGGGGCCACCACACACAGCGACCUGGUCCUGAGGGCCACGCAGCUGGGGAUCCCUUACCGCGUCGUCCACAACGCCUCCAUCCUGAACGCCGUGGGCUGCUGCGGCUUACAGCUGUACAGGUUCGGAGAGACGGCGUCCAUUGUGUUCUGGACCGACAGCUGGAGACCGGAGAGCUUCUUUGACAAGGUGAAGAAGAACAGGCAGAACGGCAUGCACACGCUGUGCUUGCUGGACAUCAAAGUCAAGGAGCAGUCUUUGGAAAACCUCAUCAAGGGAAGGAAGAUCUACGAGCCUCCUCGCUACAUGACCGUGAACCAGGCGGCCCGGCAGCUUCUGGAGAUUGUCGAAAACCAGAGGGCGCGAGGAGAAGAACCAGCAGCGGUCACCGAGGACACGCUGUGCGUGGGCCUCGCCCGGGUCGGCGCGGAGGACCAGCGAAUCGCCGCCGGCACUCUGCGGCAGAUGUGCACCGUGGACCUGGGGGGCCCGCUGCACUCCCUCAUCGUCACCGGAGGCAGCCUGCACCCGCUGGAGACGGAGAUGCUGAGUCUGUUUGCCGUGCCAGAGGCCAGCCCGGCGUCCCGGGGCACCGGCGACGAGCCCCGCACGUAGACGGCUCUGACGUGGAGGCUCAUUUCGGCCCCGGUGCGCGCGUCUCUGUAACAAAGGGGACAGGUCCUCCGUGUGCCUACAAAGGACAGGACCGGUGCCGGAGGAGAAAGAUGCCGAGGCAGCCACGCUCGGCCUCCGGUGGCCGGGAGCUUUCCCUCUGACGUCAUCAGCAGGUGCGCCUAUUGGCGACGUUUCUGCAGGUGCACGCAUGGAGCAGACCCAGCCGGGACGCUUGUAGGUGGACACCCACCAGCAGUCCUUGAAACGCAGCUUUUCGUCGUGAAACCGUCUGUACGAGGUGGACCUUCUUCCUUUGGAAGCUGCCCUGACUGUAGGAGGGCUAACUGCGCGUGCGCAGAGGGGGCGGAGCGCGUCCGCCUCCCGGAAGGCCGGUCUGAUCACGUGCAGCUGAGUGACUCCCUCCGAAUCACCUGUCUUACGUCACCUGGCGUCCUAGCUACAGAGCUCCUGUCAUAUAUUGUGUGAUCGCCGAAUUAUAAAUGUGCAGCCAGCCGUGUCUGGUUGCCCUUCGGUUUUAAAUAGCAACUUUCACACCAAGGCUGACAAAUGGAAAACUUACCGACUACAAAAUAAAUUUUUUUUUAAAUUUAA